This is a messenger RNA of Rotaria sp. Silwood1, 906 nucleotides long. NCBI's taxonomy places the organism in Eukaryota, Metazoa, Rotifera, Eurotatoria, Philodinida, Philodinidae. The record is from the annotation of a GenBank genome assembly.
AUGAGUAGUGUACUCGUAUUGUUAGUACUCUUUGUUAUCAUAUACGCACUUGGUUAUUUUAUUUAUAAAAUUUAUUUCUAUUUUCCACCGAUUGAACAAAAACAAUUAACAAAUAAACGUGUCAUAAUAACUGGAGCAUCACGUGGCAUAGGUGAAGAAUUAGCCUAUGAAUAUGCACGUUAUAAUUGUCGUCUUAUAUUGGCUGCACGUAGUAUUGAUGUAUUAAAAAAUCAAGUUGCUCAAAAAUGUCUUUCAUUAGGUGCAACACAAGUUGAAUGUAUUCAAUUUGAUGCAUCAACAGAACAAGCAUGUAUUGAACUUAUUCAAAAAACAAUUCAAUAUUAUCAAGGUAUUGAUAUUCUUGUACUUAAUCAUACUACAGCAGUUUAUGAACCAUUUUUUAAAAGUGAUAUUAAAACAAAUAUUGAAAAUAUGAAAAAAGUAUUUGAUGUAAAUUUUUUUGGAUAUUUUCAAACGACGAUGGCAGCUCUUCCUUAUUUAGCUCAAAAUGGAACAUAUGAACAACCAUCUCAAAUCAUUGCAGUAUCAUCAUUAACUGGUACUUGUCCAUUUCCUCAAACAACUAUUUAUGGUACAACCAAACAUGCUAUUCAAGGUUUCUUUUUGAAUCUUGCUCGUGAACUUCGUACCUCUAAACCAUAUCAAAAUCGUGUUACAACAACUGUAGCUAUUCUUGGAUUAAUUGCUACCGAAUCUGCACUUCAUGCAACUGACAAAACUCUUCAUUUUUUAGCGGCUGAUGUACGUAAAACUGCUCAAGCAAUUAUAGCUGCUGGUGUUUAUGGACAAACUCGUUUAUUUUAUCCACAUUUUUUAGCAAUCAUUCCACCACUUUACUAUAUAUUCUCUCCUAUAUAUGAGCUCCUAGCUCGCUUGGGCAAUUGA